Zingiber officinale is the source of this 2024-nucleotide messenger RNA. RefSeq lists its product as uncharacterized. The record is from RefSeq and is a predicted model, not a curated record. The transcript has 7 exons. The coding region runs from base 154 to 1749 and encodes 531 amino acids. NCBI's taxonomy places the organism in Eukaryota, Viridiplantae, Streptophyta, Magnoliopsida, Zingiberales, Zingiberaceae.
GAAUCGGAAUUUAAAGCGAGCGAGAUCGGUGCUAUGACUGCUAUCAUGAGCGCUCCGUUCAAACUCGAUGAAACCGCUCCCUCCAUUCAAAUUCUCUCUUCCUCUCCCUUGAAACCCUAGCGAUCUGCCCCUCUUUCCCGCCUCCUCUCUCCGAUGGCUGUUCUCGGCGCAGGAGUAGUGCCGGCUGCAUCCGCCGCCGCUGCCAGCUCUCCGCUCAAGGAGGACUGCGAUGAAGGCUCCGGUGAGCGGAUGGAUGGGCCUGAAGAGAUCAAGCUGCGAGAUCUGCACUCGGCGCUUCAAGUCCAAGAAGUUGGAAGCCAACCUUUAAAUUUGUCAACCAUAAAUGAAGCCGAGAUGCCUGGAUAUCAACCAAAAGAAGGAAGUUCUGAAAUUUCAGUAACUACUGCCUCACUGCUUGCAUCAGAGAGCGCAGUUGAUAGCACUGUUGAAAAAGUUGCUGCUUAUCUGACAUUGGGUCUUCCUGAACCAAAUAAAGAGUAUGCGCAAACUAAUGUUAACUUUGGCCUUGGGGUGGAUCUCAAUUAUGAUCAUCCCUCACUUAUAAGAGAAUAUGAUCUAUUUAAUCCCUUCAAAAGGUCAGUAGAAAUCAAGUCUUCAGAUGCUUCUGAGUGUGGAAGUACCACAGGUCCAAUUGAGGAGAGUGAACCUUUGAAGAAGUGGAAACAGAUGAAACAGAAUGGCUUUCUUUCAUAUUCACAUGGUGGCAUACCAGUACCUAAACAACAGAGUAGUCAGCCAAGAAAGAGAAAAUAUGAUAGAAAUCAAAGCAAGAAUGAGUGUGCAAAAAGAGAGCAGAUUAGUAGGUUGGCAAAUCUAGCUAUACCAAGUGGAUUACUUUCUGGAUUAAAUCCUGGAAUAAUCAACCAUGUAAGAAAUACGAAGCAAGUUCACUCCAUUAUAAAAGCUGUUGUACAAUCAGAGAAACAUGAUGAACAAACUCAGAAUAGAAUCGGUAUUGGUAGAAGGAAAGAUCAUAUUCACAAAAACGAUUCAACACCUAAACAUAAUUCAUGUAUUUCUCCAAGCAUGGAAUAUCUAGGUAAGGAGAAUGAAACUGACAUGGUUAAACACAAGUUCCAUCAAGGAGCUUGCGGAACUUCACAGCUGACCUUUGCAAGUGAGGAUGAUGCACUAGCAUUGAAACUCUUAUCAACUGCUACCUUGGUUUCAGAAAUUGCUAGCAGUGGAACACCUGAUCAAUUUUCUGAAAAUCAGGAAAAACUUGACUCCUUAUCUAUAGAAGCUGCUAACAUUGCAUCACAGUGGCUAGACCUUCUUCAGCAGGAUAUCAAAGGGCGCCUUGCUGCACUAAGGCGCAGCAAGAAGAGGGUAAAGAAUGUAAUACAGACUGAACUACCUUACUUGAUUUCCAAAGAAUUCACAUCCAAUCAAGAAAAUGAACCUUAUUCUACACAAUCAUCUGAGGCUGUUUCAACCCAAGAGAUGCAUGUGGCGUGUUGGAAAUCACUAUUCAAUCAGAUGGAUAGAGCAUUGUAUGAAGAGGGAAAACAACUUGAGAAUUGGUUAAAGCAAGUUCGAGAAAUGCAACUGCACUGUGAGAAUGGCCUUAAGUUUGCUGGCUCAUGUGGUUCUUCACAUUUAACUUCAUCAGAGAAUCCAAGUAACUUGAGCACCUCUGAAACUUUGGAGCGCAAGUACGCAGUUUGGGCUGCUGCAGCGUCCAUCUACUCCACCUGCAACUGCAUCACGAAAGCAGAAAAAGCGUGAAGAAAUAUACCUCAACCUCUGUUAUUUGGGAGCUAAUUACCUAUUUAUAUAGCAGUUGCUCUCAUCUUACUCGCAUCAGUUUCUAUAAAAUUUCUUGCACAAUUAAUUUGCUCGAAAUCAAGUUUCUUGCACAAUUGAUUUGCUCAAAGUUUUCUUGUAACGGUGACUUUACUUCAGAAAGCUACAAUGGGAUGUUUCCAAUCUAGCAACCAGCGUUGUGAUGUUACUCCUUGUAACCUUGAUGCUUAUAAGCACGCAUUAUUUGCUCUUGAUGA